CCGUCGCGGAAACCAGACGUUAUUCGUCUCGAUAUGUCAUAGUGUUCUAAAUUCAAAAAUGGAUCACCAAAACUUGGAAAAAACGUCGUCAACUUACCCAAUGUUGCCCAAAGAUAAGGACAAUACAAUAAUUUUGACGCAACAAAAUGGACCCAAAAUUUUGAUUAGGGAGGACACGAUUUUGGCCAACCUCCAGGGCUGUGCCGGUUGUGGUAGAACUCAGUUCGCUUGUUCGGGAAUGAAAAAGAAAUGGUCGGCGUUGUGUUGGGGAAAACAGUCGGACAAGAAAUACUAUUGUUCCAUAAUACUGCUGUCCACGACGUUCGCUCUCAGUCUGCUCGGCACCAUAUUCUUCUGCUUCACUGACGUCAUCAACAAUGCCAUACUAUCGAACAUGGUCCUCCAGAACGAGUCUCUCGCGUUCAAGAUGUGGCGGCGGCCGACGGUGCACCCGCUGAUGAAGGUCCAUCUCUUCAACUACACCAACUGGCAGCGCGUCCGGGACGGGCUGGACACGAAGUUCCAUGUACAGGACGUCGGCCCAUACGUGUACCAGCAACACCUAGAACGGGUAAAAGUAAAGUUCGAUGGGGAUAAACUGACUUUUCAAGAGCACAACAAUUUCAAGUUUCUUCCUGAAGCCAGCAAGGGCGCCCAUUUCGACCAAGUGUUUGUGCCGAAUUUACCUUUAUUGGGCGCGACGGCAAGGGCGGCGAAUUUAGACUUUAUAGCCCGGUAUGGUAUACUCACCGCGUUGAAUGCAUUGGGGAAUCACAAGGAAGCGUUUUUAAAGCUGCCUGUGCAAAGAUUCCUGUGGGGCUACGAAGACCGCAUUAUCAGUAUAAUAAAGCCUUAUUUAAGUCUUCAAGGACAACUGAACUUUGAUAAUUUUGGUCUUUUAGUGACGAAAAACGGCACAUCUUCAGACAUUUUCACGAUCAACACCGGGGAGCGAGACAUAAACAGAAUGAACAUCAUUGAGGGAUUCAACGGUCAAAAGGCCCUAUCCUACUGGGGAAGCCCCGAAUGCAAUUCAAUAGAAGCGUCCGACGGCUCCAUAUUCCCGCCCUCGUUUCUCGACAGGAAUCAGACCCUCGAAGUGUUCUUCCCGAAUCUGUGCAGGAGGAUACCCUUCAUUUACGUCAAGGAUGUUGAAACGGACGACGGAGUGAACCUUUUUCGGUAUGCGAUGCCGAAAAAUGUAUUUGACGACCGUAAGAACAAUCCGGCGAACCAGUGCUACUGUCAGGUUGACACCGGCGCUUGUCCUCCGCGGGGCGUCAUUGACGUCACGCAGUGUGCUAUGGGAGCUCCAGCGCUAGCUUCGUUUCCACACUUCCACCAGGGCGACCCCUCUCUGCGCGAGCAGUUUGUGGGGCUCGACCCCAACUCGGAGACCCAUCAGUCCUACAUCGACAUACAUCCGACCCUCGGUAUCGCUUUGAGUGGGAAAUCCAACUUACAGGUGAACAUUCAAGUGAAGAAGCCGGAAUCAUUCGGACCCGUCAACUAUUUGCCACAAGACCUCAUAUUGCCUAUUGCUUGGAUUGAAAUGUCAGUAGAAGACCUACCGGAGAGCCUAAAAUCGCUGGUCUACCACGGUACCUUCUCCACCGCAGCGGCCAAGCUGGGCCUGUCCGCCUUCUGCAUCACCUCCCUCGCCGUCUCCAGCAUCUGUCUCUUCGUGAUGAUGAUACGCCGCCGGAGGAAACCCUGCGCCAUCGUGAAGAUCAUCUCCACGGACAAUGAAGUCAAGACUCAGUUAGGGUGAAUGUGACAUUAUGUGAACUUAAGAGUUUUACGUAUUUUCGUUACAUGACGUUUUAAGGAGAUUGUGAACUUAUUAAUCAAGACAAUGAGCGUAAGAUUUCUCCUUUUUGAUUUUUUGUUUCGGCAUUGGCGUAACUGUGAUGGCAAAAUUAGGGCUCACGGCUCAAAGGACAGUCCACGGGGCCGUGAAGAAGAAAUAAUAUCUAACUUCAAAUAAAAUACCUACCUACGUGCAGUGCCGUAAACAGCCUUUUCCGCGCCCUGUGCGAGCUUCUGCGCCCGAUUUAAGUAGACCCUUUGCCCAUCGUACCACCCACUGCGUCUCACUCACUAAAACUCAAACGCAGGUUCACUACGGCAAAUGCGUUGCCCAUUCUGAUACUUAAUUCUGUCUAUUCUUGCGCCCCGAGAGUCCCCUGUGCCUGGGCACUGGUGGCACCGUCCUAUUUACGCCACUGCCUACGUGACUAUAUUUCUGAGGUCUCAUCCAAUUAGGUACCUUCCAACGGGCUUUAAACGAUAGUUACGCCACUGCCUGACGACUUAAUUUAUUUUGUUCUCGUCGCCUAUUGGGUAUAAUGUUAAUUUAUUUUCCACUUUAUUUAAAUAACAAUUUGGUACGGAUCGCACAAACAUUGAACUGAAUAUCGACAUCUGUUAAAUCUGUGAGCAAUCUCUCACUAGCUCUAGACACAAAAUAUAAAUGCAAUCAUCGAUAUUGCACAAUUACUUGUGUAUAAACUCAGACCAAUUAUUGUAUAGGACCUCGCUUGACGUUACUUUUCUGUCAAUGUAUAUGAUCAACGAUCUAAUGCGGUUAUAAAAACUGUCUCGAUAGUAUCGUAUCGAUGUUAAAUAGUUGUAAUCGUGUUAGUCGGUUAAAAAGCUCCGUAAAAAUACCUUUCUGUAAUUGAAUGGUGUAAAAAACGGACAAAAACUUGUAGUUUAGUAUAUGAUAUAUACCAAAUUUAAGCUCGUUUUCCUCAGAAAAUGACAGACAAUUUUGUUCGUGACUAUGAGUGCGAUACAGGUCCUUCUAUAAUUGGUCUGAGUGUAUAAAUGACAUCCAUUUUACUUACCUUUCCUUGUUGGUAACGCACAUCGAGUAUGGUUUUAGUUUAGUUAGGUAAAUAGUUAUUUUUCAAAUCUAUGUGUUGCUUUUUCAACAUGACCUUAACUAACGACCAGGCAGUACCUAUCAUAUUAUCUCAACUGUCCACGCAACACAUGCAUCCUGCAUAAUCUUAUUAUUUAAACUAGUAGAUGCCGCGCGGUUUCACCCGCGUGGUUCCCGUAGGAAUACGAAGAUAAAAUAUGAGCCUAUGGCUUUCCUUGAUAAAUGGGUAAUCUAACAGUGAAAGAAUUUUUCAAAUCGGACCAGUAGUUCCUGAGAUUAGCGCGUUCAAACAAACAAAUUCUUAAGCUUUAUAAUAUUAGUAUAGAUGACGAAGUUAAUUUGAUGUUUCUCCAAAAAGCAAUUCAUUUAGGCUAAGUAUCGUUUGCAUUUGUCCAUCAUAUCCUACCUACUAAGAUUUACAAUAAUUUAGACUUUAGUAAUUUAAAUAUUAAGAUCUAACAAAAUGUAGAUAAGUAUUACAAAAGCAUGACUCCCAAGUAAUUUAUCUUGGUCUUGAAUCUUGAUGACACUAUGGUAAUGAAAACUACAAGAACUUUCUCUAUUGUCGUAAGUUCCUUGUACAUCCUAAAUGGGUACUUACUAUUUUUUUUUUUAUUUGUACAGUUGAGGUAUUAUCCAAAACAAUAAAUAACAAAAGUUUAAAAUUUUAAAUGCCCUUUCCAUAUACCUUUGAAUUUUGUACCUUUUAGAAUUUAAUCUUAUUAUUUAAGUGACCGAAGAAUAGAUAGAACACUAGCAUUAAAACGUUUAAUAUUAAAGUUUAAUUAAUGUUAUUUCAUUCGCUAGAUGUCGCUAGUGUUACCUAUUUUAAUUAUUUUCUAAGAGUAAAUAAUAAUUUAAUUAAGAAGUAAAAAAUAAUUGGGCUCAAGAGCUUAUUGUGAUAAUAAUAUAAUUGAAUCCUUACUAAUCAGUAAGCAUAACUUGGAAAAUUCACAAAAAAGAGACUGUUGCAUAAUCAAUUUUGGAGUACCUAAAGUUUUUUUCAUGUAAGAUGGUGCGGGCGACAUUUCGUGUUACUCUUGAAAGUUUGCCGCGAUUAACGAUAUUAGUACGUAAUGAUGAACGGCAUACAGACGACUGUCACCGUACCCAUGCUAUCUGAAAAAUACUUUACCUACAAAUUUCGCUACAAUAUUGGUGGAAAAUCUGGUGGAAAGGAUAAUUUUCUUUGAAUACAAUUCCUGUCUUACCAAAACAAUUUACAAAGCUAAAUUAUGAAAACCAACAAAAACAAACGAUUUUCUUCUAUUAGUGGGCAGAUUUCUGGCGCCCGCAAUCCAGAUUUAAUAAAUUUCUGGUCAGCUCUACACUUCCCAUUAUUUUAUUUUGGUGCUGCUAUUUUAACGAAAACGCUAUUUUAGAAAGUAUGCUUAGUGUAAAUAUUAAUGGUUUUCAUAUUUUACUAUUAAAAUGGAAUAAAACAUUUUUACAAUUUAAA
Bicyclus anynana (squinting bush brown) is the source of this 4346-nucleotide messenger RNA. RefSeq names its product scavenger receptor class B member 1. The transcript is spliced from 12 exons. NCBI's taxonomy places the organism in Eukaryota, Metazoa, Arthropoda, Insecta, Lepidoptera, Nymphalidae. The record is from RefSeq and is a predicted model, not a curated record. Gene Ontology annotation, molecular function: scavenger receptor activity. Gene Ontology annotation, cellular component: cytoplasm; membrane. The coding region runs from base 59 to 1771 and encodes 570 amino acids.